Nelumbo nucifera (sacred lotus) is the source of this 4400-nucleotide messenger RNA. RefSeq names its product putative CRM domain-containing protein At3g25440, chloroplastic. The record is from RefSeq and is a predicted model, not a curated record. Lineage: Eukaryota; Viridiplantae; Streptophyta; Magnoliopsida; Proteales; Nelumbonaceae. Gene Ontology annotation, molecular function: RNA binding.
AAAAUAUAUAAUAAAAUAUUUUUAUAAAAUAUAAAACAAGCCAAGCUGACCUGAGCUUGAGCUUAUAAACUCUUGAAUUGAGCCGAGCUCGAGGUCAAGGUUGUUGCUCGAAACUUGAGCCUUAUAGUAUAAUCUUGAGCCGAGUUCGAGCUUGAUACUAUUCCGCUCGGCUAUCCACCCUAGGUUUCAUGACGAUGGUUUCAAAUUCGGCAAGGCAAUAGGGUAGCUGGACGGGUACUCAAAACACGUAUUGACGAAUCCGACCAGCAUGCAAGAGCUGGACAAACUGCAAGGAGUCGCCUGUGAUGUGAGGAGGGGGAUGGAGGGAGUUUGGAGGAGACAAGCCUUUUAGAUAUCCUCCAAUCUGUUUGUUUCUAUGACAACUCUUUUGGUCAUUUAGUCGAACGGUAUAUCUCCACAAAUUUCUGACAAAGGCCUACGGGUUCAUCAUCGUUAAUUUAAUCCACCGAAUACCAGUUGAAGUAGAGGUGAAGUAAGAGCGAGUAUAGGGUGAAGAGUGGUUUUGUUGAUUGUUUCAAUAAUUUGAAUGGUGUAAAAUAGAGAGGAGGGGGAGUGGGUAGAGAUAGGGAAGGUCGGUACUGGUUCGGUUCUCGGUUGUGGCUUGACAUCGUUUACGAUUAAAGCUAUAUUUCGAUAAAAGAGCAAACAGAUGAUGGAAGUGGAACUGAGUAAUGAAUGCUUAUCAAGCGUGUGAUUUGUACAGGUUAUUGAGACAAGGAGGCAGGUUACUGAGAAGGGUGAUUUUAUCAUCAAUAUGAUCUCUGAAAUCAGAUUUUAUCAUCAAGCAUUUCAUUUUUAAAGGGACUUUCACUCGAAUAUGGCCAAUUUGGUUAUGGUUUGUUAUAACUUACAAAUUUGAAUUGCAUUUGUGGUACGAAUACCACCAUUUCGUGUUGUAUCACUUAGUCGCCAGUCGCCGAAGGAAAGGAGAAGAGUGAUUUAGAGAGACGGAAGUUCGUAUCUUUCUUCGCACAUGGACUAAGGGAGUCCCGCGUUUAGGAGAAGUGGCGUUCCCUAAAUGGGAGGACAUUGAUGGCGGACAGAGUGGGAAGACAGACGAUUCCAGCCCGAGUCCCCUGUAGUCGUUACGCUGCAGCUAAUGAGGUUUUUCAGUAAAAUUUCUUUUUCGUGAAAAACAUAAUCUGAGUUUUCCAUGGGAUCUCUGGUUCGAUUCGUCAGUCGUAAGAGGCUUCAAUCCAUACACUCCUCCGUAAUGAUUUCUUUGUAUCGAGACACUGUAUUCGAUCACUCUCUUUCAUCCAGGGAUUCUCUGGUCUGUUUCUGCUGUCCAAUUCAAGCCAUGCCCAGACUCUUAUAUUUGCAGAGGACAAUUUUCUUUAAACCUUUUUUUACUUGUGUUGCAUGUGCACACCAGAGAAGCUAUGGAGCAACUAGCUGUAGCUUAGAAUCAUUAUGCACAUCUACUCUGUUUUCUUCUUUGUGCUCAAAAAAUACAAAUUUGCAUGAAAUCCAUAAUGCUCUUUUAAAAUGGCAACGAGUUAAAUACAUGAGCAAUGUUCCAGUGAUGCUAAAAACAGACAAUGAUGUGGUUAGAUUUUGCCCUGAUAAGUUACUGCCUGACAAGAAUGGGUCCCAAAUAAAAGGGAAGAAGAUGCCCAAACGUGUGAAGAUGUCCAAAAAAGCAAAACUAAAUGAACUCAGAUUCUACCGACUCAAGGCCAAGAAGAAGAUCAGGUCCCCAAAUCCAGAAGUUAGGAUUAGAUACAAACUUGAAAAGGCUAAACGGAAGGAACUGUGGCUGAUUGAAAAGCUGAGGAAAUUUGAGGUUCCUAAAGCUCCGGCUGAAACAUAUGAUCCGGAAAUUUUGACUGAAGAAGAAAGAUUUUACCUAAAGCGCACUGGUGAGAAGAAGAAGAAUUAUGUCAUAGUUGGAAGACGUGGAGUAUUUGGAGGUGUGGUUCUCAAUAUGCAUCUCCAUUGGAAGAAGCAUGAAACAGUGAAGGUUGUUUGUAAACCCUGCAAGCCUGGGCAGGUCUAUGAAUAUGCUGAAGAACUUGCACGGCUAAGUAAAGGCAUUGUAAUUGAUAUAAAAGCCAACAAUACUAUAAUAUUCUACCGUGGAAAGAAUUAUGUCCAACCACAGGUUAUGUCACCUCCAGAUACCCUAUCCAAGAACAAGGCCUUGGAAAAAUAUAGGUAUGAACAGUCCCUUGAACACACAAGCCAGUUUAUUGAAAAAUUGGAGAAAGAGCUAGAAGAGUACCAUAAGCACCUUGCUAGAUACAGAAAGGGAAAAGAGACUGCAUCAGACAAUUCUACAUCUAAUAUCUGAUGGUGGAGAGCAAAGUUUGAUAAGGAAUCUGAAGGAGCUGGUGAAGAAUUUUGAGCUCAUCUCUUUGAUAAGAAUUGCAUAGCAAGAAUUAACUUAGAGGAAGAGGAACUGAACUUUGUUGCAAAUAUUUUGGAGUGUUCUAUCGCUAGUUGGCCCUUGACCUACCUAGGACUGCCUUUAGGUGCAAAAGGAAAGUAGAUUAUGGAACCCCGUAGCGAGAAAUGUGCAAAGAAACUGGCAGCUUGGAAGAGGAAUUAUGUAUCUCUGGGAGGAUGGAUUACCCUGAUCAAAUCCACACUUUUUAACCUGCCAAUCUAUUUCCUAUCAGUGUUUAGAAUUCCCCAAAAAGAAGCCAAGAGAAUUGAGAAGAUUAUGAGAGACUUCUUGUGGUAGCCGGAUGAUGGAAGGAAUGAUCAUUUGAUUAAAUGGGAGGUGGUUUGUAGAAAUCUUCAACAAGGAGGAUUGGGUAUUGGUUGUGUGGAUAAAAAGAAUAAGGCAUUGUUAGGGAAAUGGCUUUGGAGGUGGCCAGUGUAAAAGGAUAGACUGUGGCAUGAAGUAAUAGCCAGCAUACAUGGAAGGUUGGGAUGCAGGUGUAUCCAACAGAGCUACUCUGGCCUUGACUUGGAAAGCUAUUCGCAAUAUCCUACCUCACUUUCUCCGCUUCAUCAGGUAUGAUGUUUGUUUUGUGUUUGUUUUGGGAUUUCUGUUAAAUUUUGGGAGGAUAUUUGGCUUGGUUCUUGUCUGUUAAUGGAACUUUUCCCCUCAUUAUACUCAGUUUCUUUGUAUAAAAAUGAGUUUGUAUCAAGGUUUGUUGUUUCCCCUUCAAAUUCUAUGGACCUUAGUUGGGACUUUGGAUUCCAUAGAGGUCUUAGGGAUAACGAAAAUUUGGCUUGUCCGAACCUUCUACAACUCUUUCAAAAUGUUUGCUUGGAACCUGGUAAACCGGAUAAGUUGGAUUUGGGCCCCCAACCCUAAGGGCUUGUUCUCUUGUGCUUCUUUGUUCAAGACCUUUUGUGAUUCUUCAGUUUCUUCCUUUCCCAUCAAAGAGUUUUGGUGUAGACCCAUUCAACCAAGGUAAGAGCCUUCUGCUAGGAAGUAGUUCGUGGGAAGAUAAAUAUUAUGGACUUGCUUCAGAAGAGAAGGCCUAACUCCUGCCUCUCCCCGAACUGGUGUGUCUUGUGCAAAUCCAAUAAUGAGAGUUGUUUCCACUUACUGAUUUCUUGCCUCUUUGUUGCAGAUUUUUGGCUUUAGUUUUCUUCUUUGUUUGGGUGCAGGUGGACGUUACCUACAGAGGUUACUAUGUUAUUUGAUCCCUCCUGUUUUACUUGGCCAAAGAAGAGAGGGACGACAUUGUGAAGACGUAUUAGAGCAGCCUUGAUUUGGACCAUUUGGGAAGAAAGAAAUGCAAGAAUCUUCUUAGAAAAGGAGAGAAGCAUGGAAGAAAUCAGGUUUUGUGUGAUGGUUAUAGUCAUCCACUGGAUAAAGACACUGGAGUUGUUCUCCCAGUUCUCCUUUGACGACAUUUGGAGGAAUUGGGAGAUAGCUGCUAAAAGCUCUAAGGGGAAGGAUAGAAUGGAGGUGGCCUGGACACCACCGAUUGAAGGUUUUGCCAAACUGAAUUUUGAUGGGAGUUGCCGAGGUAAGCCAGGCUUUUGUGGAAUUGGAAGGGUGGUGAGAGAUGGAGAAGGUAAACUUGUAGCACUGUUUUAUGGUCCUGUGUGUAUGGGGGACUCUCUCAAAGCUGAACUGCUUGCUGCAAUCCAAGGGGUGCAAAUAGUUAGUGAGCUUAACUUGACAAACUGGUGGUAGAAUGGCUAAGGAAUCCUGAGUCUAUAAUUUGGUGUUACAGGUGUGAAUGAAAAAAAUUUACUUGGCUAACCAGGAAUAUGAGUUUAAGGAUACAAUGGGUGAAAGAUCAGCAAAUGGGAUGGCGGAUGCUUUGGCUAAAAAGGGGUGAACAGGUCUAGUUGAUUCAGUGCACAGUUGUGAUUUGUUUUUUUUCUGUAUGAGAGGUAGCAGCUCUUGUCUCUCUAAGGGAUGAUUGUAAAGUCUUUACUUUAAGAAUUUUAAUAAAAUUUUAAUUAUU